AUGGACUACUUCUACAAGCCACCUUUGCAGAGACAAGAUGAAUGAACAGCUCUUGAAGAGAACUAUGUCAACUGUUUAGUGCAGAAGUCAUUCAGCGAUUUUAAGAAUUUCCAAUAUUCUCCAAACACAUGUAAAAUGGACUCUAUUAUUUGGUUCCAUCUUGAGUGUCCAUCGUGGGUAGAGAAAUUUGAUGAUGAUGUUGAAUUCAAGAGAAAAUUCAAGAAUUACUUCGACAAGAGAGCUGCAGAUUACCAAACACUCAUGGAUUACAAAGCACGUGACAAAGACGAAGUAGCAUUUGGAGAGAUGUACUAUCCUGACCAGGUUAAGAAUUAUGGCGUUGACCUUUCUGCAGCAUCUCAGCCAACAGAGGAAGGUGGAGAUGGCAAUGAUGAUGAUGAAUAAAUGUAGUACUCAAGGAAGGCACAUUAGUCUUUUAAGCUAAUUCUAUUAGAGCAAUAAUAGCUCUAAACAACUCAAAGAAAGAGAUUAAUUGCCA
Messenger RNA from Moneuplotes crassus, 499 nucleotides. Lineage: Eukaryota; Ciliophora; Spirotrichea; Euplotida; Euplotidae. The record is from the annotation of a GenBank genome assembly.